AUGUGGCGAGAUGUGCGCCACAAUUCUCCCCUUUUCCUCCAGCAUAAAGUCGAUUCGCUUGGUGAGGCUCAAACACCGUAUAUUGUCAAGAUCUUUGAUCCCCGCUUCAUGCGCAACGCUCGUCGGUGUCCGUGGCGCCACAUCGCAGAAGCCAAGGCAGCUCGCAUUCACGGUGGGCAGCUGCAGUUCGAUCCACGCGAGCGGCCGGAUGGGCCAGAUGUAGACUAUGAAGAGAGCCCGCAGAAGUGUGAACUUGCCCACUUUCGGGUCGCGGCGUGGAUGCACCACAACGAGUGCCUCGCAUACAAGCAUCUUGCGCGUCUCCAAGGAUCUACAGUGCCGAUAUUCUACGGGUCUGGUACAUUGGACCUAUCCGGGACCAAACCACCUCGCGCUGUCAACCCAUUUGUCAUUUUCCUGGAAUACAUCCACGACGCCAUUCCGCUGGCUACGAUCGAUCCUCUACGCCUCACAGAGCCCCUGAUGCGCUCCUUUAUCAACAGCGGUGAUUGCCUCAGCAGCGAAGGAGUUAUCGAUGCGGGUGCAAGUUGGGCGGACAUUCUCCUUGUUCCUGCGCACAACCCCACCCGGGUCGUUGUCAUUGAUUUUGCGAAUUCUUGGACACGAGAUGCAGCUGCCGAUGGGGGGGAUUGGGAGGGCGGGAAGAGGGAGUGGCCCAUGGAACAGCCACGAAAGGCUAUGCUUUCUGUUAAGUUUAAAACCGCUGCCUUUCACAACAGUCUGCCUGUUCCGGAUGUUGUCGAGCUACCUGUCUAUUAG
Messenger RNA from Phanerochaete carnosa HHB-10118-sp, 780 nucleotides. RefSeq lists its product as uncharacterized. NCBI's taxonomy places the organism in Eukaryota, Fungi, Basidiomycota, Agaricomycetes, Polyporales, Phanerochaetaceae. The record is from RefSeq and is a predicted model, not a curated record. The coding region runs from base 1 to 780 and encodes 259 amino acids. The transcript is spliced from 3 exons.